AUGAACCCAAUCAAAUUCACGAUUUUUUGCUUUUUUAUCUCAGUGAUGGCCACCUCUCCACUCGACAAUAUCUACAAAAAUUUGGCGAGAAAACAAAAUCAAGUCCGUAUGCAACAAUUGAUGGAAUUCAUUCACAAGAAUGUUCCCGAGGGUCUUGAGGCGCCGAAUCCGAAAAUCGCUGAAUUCGAAACGUUCAAAUCGAAUAAAAUGUACAAUUUUGUCGACGAUGGACAAGGACAUUUACAAUUCAGACAAUUCAGAAGAUUGCGAUUGGGAGAUAUCCUGUCACGCCAUCAAGCCGGAAUC
Molecule: messenger RNA, 306 nt
Organism: Mesorhabditis belari
Lineage: Eukaryota; Metazoa; Nematoda; Chromadorea; Rhabditida; Rhabditidae
Source: the annotation of a GenBank genome assembly